Arachis duranensis is the source of this 3948-nucleotide messenger RNA. RefSeq lists its product as uncharacterized. The record is from RefSeq and is a predicted model, not a curated record. NCBI's taxonomy places the organism in Eukaryota, Viridiplantae, Streptophyta, Magnoliopsida, Fabales, Fabaceae.
GCCAAAGGCUAAGGUCCCCUCCGAGUCUCAUUAACACUUGAUAAACAAAACAAAGAAAAAGAAAAAGAAAAACCCAAAAAAACAGAGAGAGGAAGAGAGAGCGCGAGCACUUCUGAGUCUGUUUCGAUUUUCGUUUCUUCCAAACAGUUUUCAAACAACACAAUCAACAUUUGUUUCGUACUUAACCCUAACCUAACCCCUAAACUCCCUCGCUCUUUCUUGUACCAUCGCGUAAUUUCGCUCACAUUCGGAUCCAUUCAUUUCUUCUCCGAUCCAUUUCUCUGGUUAUCGAACAUUCUAGCCUCCAUUUAUUUCUGGUUUCGCCAUUAGGGUUCUGUCAACCGUUCGAUUGAUUUCACUCAGAAAUUAGGGUUUCUGCGCUCGGUUUUUUCUUCGAGUCUCUCGAUUCGAGUUCGCCAAUUAGGGUUUCCGCGAUGCCGCGCAGCUCAAAACACAAAUCUAGCAAGCACAGCUCGAGGGACGCGAGGGGGCGCCGCCGUCAAGCCGUCGAAGGAUUCAAGCUCCGCCGAGAAGCGGAGGCUGGAUUCGAGAGGUGACGGAAAGGAAGUUCACGGCUCCGGCAACGGGGAUUACUCCGACGAGUAUGCUUCAUCUUCGAAGCGCCGCAAGGAUGGUGGAGGGGGAGAGCGGUGGAACGGAGGCGAUGAUGACCGCGGAGAGGGGUCGAGGAAGUCAAAGGCUGUGUCGGGAGAUUCGAAAAGUAGGAGGAGGGAUGGGAGUAGCAGUGGAAAGGGCGAAGGGAAGCACAAGGAUUCGUCUUCGGGGCGGAGAGAGAGCAGGGAAGGCUGGUCGGAGAAGGAGAGGAAGUCCAGAGGAGAAGGUAGGAGCGAGGAUUCGGUUGAUGAGGAAGAACAGCGCGCGCCAAAGCAUGGGUUUGAAAAUAAUGACUCAAUGAAAAUAGAUGAUCUGCAAAGCCCUGAACUGGAUAACCAGCUUGAGAGGAGAAUGAGGAAGAAAAGGGAUGAAUAUGGUGAUAGUGAUAAGCACCAAGAUGAAAUUGGAGAUGGUUAUGACAGGCAUUUGUCCUCUAGAGAUGACAAAGAUGGAAAGAAGAAGGAUGAUAGGAGAAAAGAUGAGAAACAUAGAGACAAGAAUAGGGAUGAGAUGGAAAGGGAGAACAAACAUCGACAUGAAAAGCAACGAGAUGAGCGCCCUUCAAAAGAUCAUAAUAGCAUUAGAUCUGAUGAGAAACAUGGUAGGGAAGAGAAGCAUAAUUUAGAAUCACGACAAAAGAGAACCAAGCUUCCAGAGAGUGACCGGAACCAUUAUCGUGAUCGUGAUGCGGACCGUGAUUCAGAAUCUGUUCGUGAGCGUGAGCGUCACAGUGAACGGGAAUCUGAUCGCGAUCGUGAUUAUGAUCUUGACAGAGAUCGUGAUUAUGACAGAGAUCGAGAUUGGGAAUGGGAUCGUGAACGAGACAGAGACCAUGAUCGUCACCGUGAUCGUGAUGGGUCACAUGUGGAUGACAGAACUGGCAGAAGCAAAGAGGGUGGGACAAAGAAAAGAACUUUGGAUGAUCGUGAUGGUUAUACUGAUUCUAAAUCUAGAGUUGUUAAGAGCCAUUAUUCUGAUGCUGAGAAGAGGAGUUUGAGCAGCAGUAAAGCUGAUUCUGAUGUAGACAGGGGAAGAUCCCAACCUCGGCAAACUCAUCCUGAUUCAAUUGGGACUAGCAAUAGACACAGAUCACCUAGCACGCACAUUGGCAAGGAUGAACAUAGAAAUGCAAGUGGUGAAGAUUCAAAGUAUAGGGACUUAACAAUGGAACAGAGAACCAAAGGCUCAAGAGAGGUUUACUCUGGGAUGUCAGAGAGAGGCCCUAAAUACAAAUUAAUGGAAAAACCCAAUAAAAUGGAUGAAGGUUCUGUAGGAGACCUGCCAACUGAAAGGUCUUCUAGUGCCAAGGUUUCACCCAUGGGACUGAGAGAAAGAUCUCCUUCAUCUACAAGCAUUGAGCGCAGGUAUCCUAAUAAAAGCAAUGCUAAGCGAAAUCAUGAAACUGAUGAAAGUGGAAGGAAGAACAGUGUUGAUGAUGAUAGACCUGGUCGGGAGUCGACUGUAGAGAAAUCACUAUUGGAUGAGCCAUCUCAAGCAGACUCAUCUUUAUAUGGAAGGACCAGUCAAAGCAAUUCGUCAAUGAUUCCACCUGCACCUGCCUUUAGGGCUGCGUUAGAGAGACCAUAUAUGGGUUCAUUAGAUGAUGAUGUUAGAGAUAACUCCAAUAAUCGAUACAGAAGAAGUAGUGAGCCUGGUUUUGGAAGAUUGCAUGGUGGCAAUUCAUGGAGGGCAGUACCAAACUGGAAUUCACCUGUACCGAAUGGAUUUGUUCCAUUCCCACCUGGGCCAGCACAUGGAGGUUUUCAAGCAAUGAUGCCACAGUUUACAUCUCAGCCUCUCUUUGGUGUUAGGCCUGGAAUGGAGGUUAACCAUGCAGGCAUUCCUUACCAUAUUGCUGAUGCUGAUAGAUUUCCAGGUCACUUGCGUCCACUUGGGUGGCAGAAUUUGAUGGAUGGAGCCGGACCUGCUCAUUUGCAUGGAUGGGAUGGUAAUAAUGGUGUCUUCAGAGAUGAUCCUCACAUGUACGGUGGUUCUGAUUGGGACAGGAAUAGACAUUCAACAAAUAAUCAUGGAUGGGAAGCUGGUUCGGAGACUUGGAAGGAACAAAAUAUUGACUCGAAGAAGGAGUUGCCUUCCCCAGCCUGCAAAGAUGAAUCAGGUCCACCCCUGAUUGAUAAUGGUUCGACUGAUCAGACUACUCAGAUGUCUCAUGAUGAACCCAACAAGGAUGAAUUUGAUGAGAAACCUCCUGGGACAAAGUUUUCCAGCCUCAGUUCUCCAGCAAAAGUUACUGUGAACAUGGCUGGUCUUGAAAAUGUGCCUGAUGUUUCAACACCAACACCAAGUGACAAUACCUCUCUUUUGAGCCGUUUCUACCUUUCCAAGCUUGACAUUUCAGUGGAGUUGGUUCAGCCAGAUUUGUAUGACCAGUGUAUGUCUGCUCUAAAUGUUAACAAGAAUGCACCGGUUGAUGCAGACGCUAGUACAGAACUGUCCUUGAAGAAUGCUUCUGGAGCACGACUGAAAUAUUCAGCCACUAUAUCAAGGCAUUUUCCUUUCCCAGUAAUUGAUAAUUCUAUCUUCCAGAAAGCAAUAGACCUUUACAAGAAGCAGAGGGGGGUGAAACUGCCUAAUGGGAACGCGGUAGAUAUUGCUGCCGAUUCCAACCAGAUGCAAGUGGAUGAGUCAGUUCCUAUUCCCAGUUUAGAGGAUAGGCAGGUUUCUGUAUCAGCUUCUGAUGGAAAAAAAGAUAUGCCGAUCCCGACAGAAGAACAAGAGAGAGUAGAAAUCCUUUCUUCUCCAAAGGAGCAUCUGGAAGAGAUCAAUAAUACCAGCAGUCAAAUGGAGCAAGAUGAUGACGGUAUCCACCACUCUUUAAACACUGGCAUGUCUGGUCCAUCUGCAGAGCUUGAGAACCAAGAAGCCUUAGCUGGUUCCUGUGAAAAAGAGGAAAAAAUCACCUCUGAUAAUGCCCAUUCCGGAGAUGCGAAUGAAAAUCAAAAUCACUCCAUUGCAUCUGAGAAUGAAGCUCAGCCAACUGCCACUUUGCUUGAAGAUGGUGAUGAUAUGAAUAGCGAAGUUAAAUCUGUUGAUGCCCAUUGUGCAGAUGAAAAACUGAGCUUUGAUGAUACAAAGGUUAAUCCCUUAAAUUUUGAGGAUAGGUCCCCCAAAGCUUGUGAUGCUUUGAUGCCCGGUUCAAAUGAGUCUGAGUCGCUAAUUUUAAGCCGGAUACAUCAUUCUCCUGAAAGUACACAUUGAGACAAUUUCUUUAUCUUCUAUUGCUUUUUAUCCAUUAGGUUUAAUUUCAUCCCCUUUUAUGUUGCUUCUAUUUUGAGCGAGAAAAUAAAAGGAAAUGCAAUUCCUGUUCCCCUA